Messenger RNA from Camarhynchus parvulus, 1755 nucleotides. RefSeq names its product protein phosphatase 2C like domain containing 1 (gene PP2D1). The record is from RefSeq and is a predicted model, not a curated record. NCBI's taxonomy places the organism in Eukaryota, Metazoa, Chordata, Aves, Passeriformes, Thraupidae.
AUGGGGGUGGGGGUCAGACCUGCUCCCCGGCCUCUGCCGCGGGCUCGCCGGAGCCGGGGUGCCCCGGGGUGUCCGCGGCAGAGCCGGGGCUGGCUUCGGGCUUCCUGCAGCUGUGACAGCGACCCUUUCUGUCCUUUGGGGCAUGUCAGUGGGUUUGCACAAGUCGAGCUGACUCUGAAACCCGAGUUGAGGAAGCACAGGCGGGAGCAGAUGAUCCUGCCUGUGCUGCUCAGCUCACAAGCUCAGACACAUAGGCAGAAGGUUCAUUACUCACUUGAACUCCUUGUGGAUAAUCCCACUCCCACAUCAUUUUGUGAUCUUGCCAAUACCAACAAUCCUGAUACUUCUAAGAAAGUAAAUAAUUUUAUAAAAGCAUUACUGAUUUGCUAAGAUAAAAAUUCCACAUGGCAGAGAGACAUGGAAGACAGGUUUAUUGUGCUGGACAACCAUGAAAGUAGGUCAGAUACAUGCUUUCUGGAGAUUCUUGAUGACUGUCAUGGUGUGACAGCUACAGAAACAAUUGUAGCAAAGCUUCCACUUCUAUUUCUUGAACAGCUUUCUUGUAUGGAUUCCUCCCACAAAAAUAAAAAUGACAAAGAGCAAAUUCUAGAAUUUUUUGCCAGACUAAUCAAGGCAGAUUACAGGGAAAAAGAGAAGAACCAAGCAAUGAGGAGACAAACAAGCCAGUCUAUUAUGAAAGUGUAUGCUAAGUCCUUUUGAAGAAUCAGAUUUUUACAGCUGGGAAGGAAUGAGGUUUCCAAAGUUCACUGGAGUGGCCGUUCAGUGGGAAAAGGAAUUCCUACAGAAGAGAUGGGUGGCACUGGUGAAGAAGAAAGAAAACAUCCUGAAAACAACACACACCCAUUAGCCAGGACAGCCAAAGGUGUUGCUGGGCUACUGCAUGUUGCUACUAUAGGAGUGCAUUCUUACAGAAGUACAGACUUUUUCUUCAGCUCCAGUCAUGUCUCCUAAGAGCACAGCACUUCUAAUGUGAGAGAAAAACUUCAGAAUGGUGGAAACAUCAGCACUAAUAAACCAGUUGUAGAGGGAUACCUGAGAACUACAAGGUCUCUUGGACAUCACAGAGCUUUAGUAUAAAGAACAUCUGUUAUACCUGUACUUCACACUGCAUCUGUCCCUAUCAAUGUUAUUUGCCAGUUUCUUAUUUUGGCUUCUAAUGGGCUUUGAGGGGUUUUGGAUUACCUGAAGUACUUGCACCAAGUCUUAACAUUCACUCAUUAUUUGAGAAUGCAUGAAUGCUGUUCAAAAAACAGGACACCAUGUAAUUAUACGCAUCAUAAAAAUGGAAUUCUUAAUAAGGAAACCAAUGACCACAAAAAUCAACCUAAUCCAGAACUGUCUCUUUUUAGUAACAAUGAAUUUUCAUCCACAGUGAGACUUCAGAGCAAGAAGAAACCAGUACUUUCUGUGCAACAGGUCCAAGUCACAGCUAUAAACAGCUGCAAGAGAAUGUGCUGGCAUCAAGGUGAUGUUGGUCAAGAACUGCUAAAGACUGUAUCACCACUGGGUUCUAAACCAUCACCACAGUUUGAAAAAGACACAAAAAUGUACCCGAUCAAUUGAAAAUCACAAGCUGCAGAGGAGACACAGUCAGCUCAGAGACACUGCAAUGCAACAAGUCACCGUGAACAACUGGCAAAGACUGCAUUAGCUGCAGGUUCAAGAGACAAUAUUACUAUUUUGAUCAUACUUCUAAAUGGAUGUGAUAAGAUACGCAAUUACCUCAACAUUUAA